This is a messenger RNA of Peniophora sp. CBMAI 1063, 840 nucleotides long. The record is from the annotation of a GenBank genome assembly. Lineage: Eukaryota; Fungi; Basidiomycota; Agaricomycetes; Russulales; Peniophoraceae.
AUGAAAGUUUACUGCAUCGGCGGCUCUCGCAACAUCGGCUAUUUUGCCAGCGUGCGGCUGCUAGCUAAAGGUCACACGGUUACGUUCCUUCUACGCUCACCGAGCGUCUUCGAAGAGGAUGAAACCAUGCAGAGGUACAUCCGCGCCGGAGCGGCGCGACUUGUGCAAGGCGACGCGCUCAAGAAGGAGGAUGUGCAGCGUGGAUGGCAGGAGGCGGCCAAGCCUAUGAACGGGGGUGACCAAUCCGGCGUUGACAUUCUUCUCUUCACGCUCGGCGGAACGCCCAAGUUCGAUAUGUUCAAAGGACUUGUCAUCUCUCCGCCUGACUUGGUGACCCAUGCCACACUGAACGUCCUUACCACUCUGCCGACGCCCUACCCCCGUAUCGUCACCGUCACCUCCACUGGAUUAACCAAGCAGUCUCACAAGGAGCUGCCAAUGGCCAUGCGCACCAUGUAUGGCUAUCUUCUUCGGUCGCCGCACGAGGAUAAGCAAGGUGUCGAGACGGUACUCGCGCGGGCAUCGGGGACGAUUGUGGACCCGACUAUGGCGCCGCCGGAGGGUAUCCUGCCUGUAGGAUGGGAGCGCGACCCAGAAUUCCCUGAGCCAGGUGCUCUACGCGAUGUUCUGGUGGUCAUUCGCCCGGCGUUCCUUACUGAUGGGCCUUGCUUGAGCGAGACGAAAGGACCGGCCACUGUGCGCACGCGCAUCGAGGCGGAUCUUCCCGUCAAGGGCGGGUACACGAUCAGUAGGCAAGACGUGGCGUACUUCAUCGCUGAGCGGGUCCUCGGCAACGAAUGGGAGGAGUGGAGGGGCAAGGGCGUCUCGCUUGCUCACUAG